ACUCACUCUUCUGUUUCUCAUCAAACCUAGUAGACUUUUCCUUAACAUUUGGCAAAUAAUUUCAAAAUUUUCGUUGCUUGUCAUGAGCGAACCCAUUUCGGGUCGUGGAUUGCGUUGCGCUUACAAUGGCCUUCUACUUUAUAGUGCCUAUUCGACGGUCAAGAAGAUGCAUUUGGCCGAACAUCCUUGUGCAUACAGCGCCUGCAUUGUAAGCGGAACUGUGGCUGUCCUUGGGCUCUUGAGAGUCAUCUUUGGCAGUGGACAUUCGGACGAGUGUCGUAAGUUGCGGGACGUUAAUCAAGGUGUAUUGGAACUGGUGCCGUUGCCUUUGGUCAAUAUGGAGCUAUACAUACGAUCCACGGGAGUGAGUCCUUUAGCCUUGAGUCAUGCCAUCUUUGUCCUGCCUCUGGUGGGGGAUUUGUGCUGCUCUAUUGUCAAAGAACGCCGGCAAUGCGAUAUUAGCGAAUGUCUCAAGGAUCUUACGGUACUGGGAAACAUUGUUUCCCUGGCAUAUCUGGCUCAUGUGGAAGAAAAUUUCAUCUAUAUGCGGAUGAUGCUGGUCAUGGCUGUGAUGAAGUAUGGUGGAGUCUUGGUGGAUAGCAUACACGAGGGCACGGGCGAGGACUUGCAAGUGUGUGGCACAGCCCUGUUCCUGCACCUGUUCGGUAGAGUACUGCGGGAAUGGAAGGACAAGAUGUGAAUUAACCACGAGUAAUAGUAACCAGUUGAGGGGGGGCUGAGAGGUUCUAACCCCUGAUCGCUUUAUGGUUUCAGCAUUAAAUUUUCCAUGAAUUUUUUGGUGACUUUUGUAUGGUAUUAAAUUUCAUUAAGCUGCUUUUCAA
Messenger RNA from Drosophila willistoni, 842 nucleotides. RefSeq lists its product as uncharacterized. The coding region runs from base 83 to 700 and encodes 205 amino acids. The transcript has a single exon. The record is from RefSeq and is a predicted model, not a curated record. NCBI's taxonomy places the organism in Eukaryota, Metazoa, Arthropoda, Insecta, Diptera, Drosophilidae.